Molecule: messenger RNA, 1041 nt
Organism: Penaeus indicus
Lineage: Eukaryota; Metazoa; Arthropoda; Malacostraca; Decapoda; Penaeidae
Product: dual specificity testis-specific protein kinase 1-like
Exons: 1
Coding region: 1-1041 (346 amino acids)
Biological process (GO): protein phosphorylation
Molecular function (GO): ATP binding; protein serine/threonine kinase activity
Source: RefSeq, a predicted model, not a curated record
AUGGGGAACACUCAGAGCACGACGACCGGAAGGCGCCCCGAGGACGGCCCUCUGCCGGAGGGGCCGCGGGGGCACGGCGAGGCGCAGGAGGAGUGCCUGCUCAGCGUGGUGCUGGAGGCGGCGCCACCGAGCGAGGGCCCCGAGCGGGAGCCGGAGUGCCCCGCCGACCUGAGGAGCGCCACGCUGUGGCUGCUGGACAACGAGAGCAUCGAACAGCAGGAGAAGCGGCUUCUCGGCCACACGCAGGGCGCCGCCCUGUACGCGACGCAGCUGGGCGGCGUCGACAUGGUCAUGAAGCUGAUGCUAGGCCCAGGGAGGACCUUCGUGGAGGCGGCCCUACUGCUGCGCCUGGACGGCCGCGCGGGCGCCCCCAGGCUGCUGGGCUACGGCGGCGAGCGCCCCAUGCUGCUGCUGGAGGCGCUGCCGGGCCGCAGCUUCCUGUCCCUGCUGCAGGACGAGGACGCACCGCUCUCGCUCCUCCUUAAGGUGGUCGAGCUCGUGGCGCAGCGCCUGCGGGAGAUGCACGCCCUCGGCGUCGUCCACAACGACGUGGCCGUCCCCAACGUGGUCGUCCGCGUCGACGACGACUACCAGCUGCUGGAGGCGCGCCUGGCGGAGUUCACGCUGGCGUGCCCGAGCGGCCACUCGCUGGGCAUGGACGCGGAGCCCGCGGCGUGCCCGUGCGUGGCGCCCGAGGUGGCCCGCGGCGGCGCUAGCACACCCGCCGCCGACGUCUUCUCGCUGGGCGCGCUACUGCAGGAGCUGAGCCGCGUCAAGGCCGACGCGCAGGAGCUGCCACUGCAGGCGAAGGAGGCGGCGCAGCUGGCCACGGCAGGAGGAGCCGCAGGCGCGGCCGGACCUGGCCGUCCUGGAGGAGCUGCUGCACGAGGCGGUGCUCUGGCAGAAGAAGAAGGAGAAGAGGAAGAAGAACAAGAAGACCAGGAUGCAGAAGGCGAAGAUGGCCCACUGACCUGCGCGAUGCCGCGCCGCCGGGGCGCAGCCGCUCCCGAAGGGCCGGAAGGGAAGUUUUGUUCGUUUUGA